This is a messenger RNA of Eremomyces bilateralis CBS 781.70, 895 nucleotides long. RefSeq lists its product as uncharacterized. The transcript has 3 exons. NCBI's taxonomy places the organism in Eukaryota, Fungi, Ascomycota, Dothideomycetes, Eremomycetales, Eremomycetaceae. The record is from RefSeq and is a predicted model, not a curated record. The coding region runs from base 120 to 878 and encodes 252 amino acids.
GGGGUGGUGGAUGGAGGAGAGCAUCGCCUCAGCAGGAUGUGUAUAAGUAAGAAAGUCCUAUUGUAUACCGCUCGUAAUUGAACUCUAUUCCCGUCUAUUCAGACAAUCCUAUCAUAACAAUGGCUCCCGCUACUUGGGCUGAUCGUCCUGUACCUCUCCUUCCCACGCCGCAGUACUUGACCAAAAAAUCCGAUGACUACACCGUCCAAGCCUCCGUCAUGGCCACGAUCCACAACGCCUUCAUCCGUUGCUUCAACACCAUCUACCUCCAAGCUCUCCACGUCCAGCCUACCGAUUACCCAACGUUCGUUGGCUACGCCGAGGCGUGGGUCAUCGGCCUGGCGUCCCACCACAACGGCGAAGAAGAACACUUCUUCCCCGAGCUCCGCAAGCGGACCGGCGACGACCAGCUCAUGACGGAGAACGAAGAACAACACCACCGCUUCCACGGCGGCAUGGAGCGCUACCGCGCGUAUCUGGCCGAAGUGAAGCGGUCGCGCGGCUGCCGGGACUUCGACGGCCGGAAGCUCAUCGGCAUCAUGGAUUCGUUCAAGGACGCGCUGAUGGAGCAUCUGGCCGACGAGAUCCCGACGAUCCAGGCGCUGGAGAAGUACGCGGGCAAGCUCGACUUGAACCAACUGAUGGAGGAGACGGCCGAGCAUUCCAUGGGGUCCAUGCCGAAGCUGAGCGUGAUCCCCGCCGUGUUCUUGAACCACGAUGUCACGUAUGAGGGAGGACUCAUGGCGGACUUCGGCAAGUUCCCCGCCGUCAUGGAGUUCACCCUCCGCCGAAUUUUCCCCUUAUGGAACUAUGAAUGGUGGAAAUUCGCUUCGUGCGACAAGACUGGUCACCCCAAGGGACUCCACUGUGUGGGAUAGGGUUGGCACAGCGUCGA